Lutra lutra (Eurasian river otter) is the source of this 2295-nucleotide messenger RNA. It is a transcript of the gene MYF5, whose product is annotated as myogenic factor 5. The record is from RefSeq and is a predicted model, not a curated record. The coding region runs from base 1 to 1428 and encodes 475 amino acids. Gene Ontology annotation, molecular function: RNA polymerase II cis-regulatory region sequence-specific DNA binding; protein dimerization activity; DNA-binding transcription factor activity, RNA polymerase II-specific. NCBI's taxonomy places the organism in Eukaryota, Metazoa, Chordata, Mammalia, Carnivora, Mustelidae. The transcript is spliced from 7 exons. Gene Ontology annotation, biological process: regulation of transcription by RNA polymerase II; muscle organ development; positive regulation of myoblast differentiation.
AUGUGCGAGGAUCCUGAUAUUGUAAUAUUAAAAAGCCGGGCCCUUCACGAAGAAGCCUUCGCGGGAGGACCCAGGGGCUGCACGGGCCUCCCAGCCUGGUCUUGGCCCUUCCCUAGUUUUCUUGAACUAGACCAGUUAAAAGGCGGGAAUAUCCUCCAGGCCUCGGGGGCUGGAGUUUGUUUUGCAAAUAGAAAGAUAAAAGAAGGGAACAAUUUGUCUCUGGAGGGGGUGGGCUUCUUUGAAGGACAGGUUGCUUCAAGAGAGCCCAACAGUCUGGACGUUCCUGUGGCACACCACGCAAGUUCCAGAUACCACCACAGACAGCGCCCCCUGCAGGCACGGAACAAUCCUAUUUUCAGCGCUGGAGUCCCAAGGGUCCUCAACCCCGGACCUUGUUUCCCCCGACCAACAAGUCCCAUUAAGCCUCCGGGCGCUUGUGUUUUCGCGGCUUCUUUAGUUCCACUCGCCCGCGGCACUCUGAGAGCCCCAACCCCAGCACACCCGACCCAGGCCGCCAGGCGUUUGCCCUUGUUAAUUACUGGAGAAACCGACCAGGGAGCUCCGCCCGGGGAUUCACUGGCCCACAGCGGCGCCAGGCUCCCGUCUCUCCCCUGUAUCUCUAGCUGCUGUCCAGGUGCACCACUUGCUUUACCGCAAAGGAUCGAAAUGAUGGACGGCUGCCAGUUCUCGCCUUCUGAGUACUUCUAUGACGGCUCCUGCAUCCCGUCCCCUGAGGGUGAGUUCGGGGAUGAGUUUGAGCCAAGAGGAGUUGCCUUCGGGGUGCACAAACCAGAGCUGCAAGGCUCAGACGAGGACGAGCACGUGCGAGCACCUACAGGCCACCACCAGGCUGGCCACUGUCUCAUGUGGGCUUGCAAAGCAUGCAAGAGAAAGUCGACCACCAUGGAUCGGCGGAAGGCGGCCACCAUGCGUGAGAGGAGACGCCUGAAGAAGGUCAACCAGGCUUUCGAGACGCUCAAGAGGUGCACCACGACCAACCCCAACCAGAGGCUGCCCAAGGUGGAGAUCCUCCGGAAUGCCAUCCGCUACAUCGAGAGCCUGCAGGAGUUGCUGAGGGAGCAGGUGGAGAACUACUACAGCCUGCCAGGACAGAGCUGCUCGGAGCCCACCAGCCCCACCUCCAACUGCUCCGACGGCAUGCCUGAAUGUAACAGUCCAGUCUGGUCCAGAAAAGGCAGCAGUUUUGAGAGCAUCUACUGCCCCGAUAUGCCAAAUGUAUAUACCACAGAUAAGAGCUCCUUAUCCAGCUUGGAUUGUUUAUCCAGCAUAGUGGAUCGAAUCACCAACUCAGAGCAGCCUGGAUUGCCUCUCCAGGACCCGGCCUCUCUCUCCCCAGUUGCCAGCACGGAUUCACAGCCUGCAACUCCAGGGGCCUCUAAUUCCAGGCUCAUCUAUCAUGUGCUAUGAACUGAAAAUCUAGUCUAGAUGAGUUCUACGAGGAGGGCCUAUUACACAGGAGGAAGGAAGCCCCAGAAGUUCAAAAGCAAGACAACUUGUAUAUAAAGAUUUCCUUUCAGUUGGAAAUUUGUAAAUAUUAUCUUGCCACUUUAUACGGAAAGUGUAUUUAACUCAAAAGUCACCGUUGCGAUUAUACUUUAUUUCUUUUCUCCACCUCCUCCUCCUCCGCUUCCUCCUUCUUCUUCUUUACCUCCUUAUUGCUUUAGAUAUAUAGUUCCAAUAAUAUUCUUUCUGAUAGGGGGCAAUUUAUUGAAGGUAGCUUGUUGCAAUGCUUAACUUAUAUUUUUUAAUAAAUAUUGCUUAUCAAAAUAUUAUGUCUGAUGUUAGAUCUUUUUUUUUUUCUUUGAAACAUUAGAACAGCCAGAAAUCAGUUACAGGAAACUUUAAAUAUAUUUAACUUUUGUUUUUCUAUUAACCCUUUGGUGAUAUUGUAUUAAGUAAACACAUAACACUACUGCCUAAUGGUAUAUAUUUUUAUCUUUUCUUGUAAGGAAUGCCUCUUUUUUUGUGUAAGCACAAAAUAGUACUUUGUGGAUAAUUUCAAGAUAUAAGAAAUUUUGGAAAUUCCACCAUAAAUAAAAUUGUUCAGAUGAAAGAAAUAUUUUGGUUUAUGUUUUUAAAAAAAGAACACCCCUAAUGGAAUUAGCGGUCACUGACACAAAAUUUUUAACAUGGGGCUGAAAAUAACAAAAUAGUUGGCUUUGUGGAUACAUGUGAAUGUUUGCCAUCUCGUGGACACAGUUUAGGUCCUGUUGUGACAAAUGAAGAGAACAUUUCUAUUUUAAUCAGCUUUGAAGGGAGCCUGCUAAAUACAGU